This is a messenger RNA of Letharia lupina, 2163 nucleotides long. RefSeq lists its product as uncharacterized. Bases 1 to 2163 code for a protein of 720 amino acids. NCBI's taxonomy places the organism in Eukaryota, Fungi, Ascomycota, Lecanoromycetes, Lecanorales, Parmeliaceae. The record is from RefSeq and is a predicted model, not a curated record. The transcript has a single exon.
AUGAAACUACCCUCCAGAACUCGCUCUACGCGCAACCAUGUAUCCUAUCGCGAGCAGACCAGCGACAGCGACAGGGAAGAGUUCAAUGAAUGUGCCGGCGAGGACGACUUCGAAGCCGCUCCAUCGCGACCACGACGGCAUCGUGCUCCGCCUCUAGCUCCUACCACUGCCUCUCCGCAGUCGAGUACCUCAAAGAAACGCAAAGCAUCUGGGCCGGGACACAGACGGCAUCAUGCUGUACCAAAGAGACUCAAGCUUAGUGGGCUUGAUACAGACUCGAAGAAGAAUCGCGAUACGGUCAUUCAAUUCACUGGCAAGACCAUGCCUUGGCCGACUCUGCCCUACCACAUCCUGCUCGCCAUCUUCAGCUACGCUUCUCGACCUCUCCUAAGCGAUACAUUCCAUCCCACGCCGUCCAUCAACUGGUUGUACAGUGUUGCGCUUUGUUGUAAAGCCUUCGCUGAACCUGCCCUCUCUGCCCUUUACUAUUCGCCACCUCUCGAUACGCCAAGUCGAGCUCAUCGCCUCCUCUCGCACCUAGAAACCCAAAAUGAGACGUCAAGCUUCAAUUAUGGAGCAAAAAUCAAAUAUCUGGACUUGGAAGCUUCCAGCACAAUGCUACACAAAUUUGUCGGCAGGGACCCCUUGGACCUUGGAGCGCUCGUGUCCCUGACUCCCCAGCUGCGAGGCAUUACAUUACACCUUUACUCAGAUAAUCUGGCUUGGAGAAAAAGUGGCAGAUCCAGGAAUAUUGCUGGCAGUAAAGCUGUGUAUCACCGUUCGAUGGUUACGGCGCUGCGGGAAAACAAGAUCAGGCUUCAAGACUGGACAUGGAACCACUCGCUGGCAAAGCAAGGCCAGAGCGCAUUUCCACUGGCGCAAAUGAGAGACGUUCACUUGAUGCCGCCCUUCCAGACCCUACGAAGUCUGGCUCUUGUCAACUACCCCGCCGGCCCAAUUGAGAAAGGCAGACCUUGCGAAGACAUGCUUGCAGAAGCCAUCAACCUUUUGCCAAAAUUGACAGACCUACAUUUUCACAUGUCCUCUGUCAAUGACCGACUCUUGUCCAAACUACCACAUAACCUCCAGACCCUCGAGAUCGUGGAAUGUCCAGUACUAAAAUCGUCUUCGCUUGAUGGCUUCCUCGCUGCGAAAGGGGUGAAUAUUCGACAGCUAAUCUUGGAUCAUAAUCAGUCCCUGAAUCUAUCUUUCCUGACAAAUCUUGCCCAAUCCUGUCCAAAACUGGAGCUCCUCAAAGCCGACCUACGAUACUUCGGCACAUUGAACGUGAUUCGCGAUACGGAUCCAAAAUAUGACGCACUCCUACUUGAUGACGAAAGGCCAACCUGGCCAGUGACUCUACGGAAUCUGGAGCUCUUCCAUCUACGGAAAUGGAAUCUUCAGACGGCCGAGCUUUUCUUCUCCUCUUUGACGGAUUCCGCAGAAAUGUUGCCUGAUCUUCGCCAGCUCAAGAUCAAGGCUAGCCUCGAUGAGAGCGGUUGGCGAGAAAGGAUUGCCUUCCGCGACAAUUGGACGGAAAAUCUUCGGCGCGUUUUUCUUAGGAGGUCGCCACCGCCAAAUCCGCAGCUCAAAUCCAUUUCCGCUUUCAAGGCUUUCAAAUCACAGCAAAAGAAGGGCAAGACCGCUGUUCGGGAGGAGAAGCGGCAGACUCUCACGCGGGCUACAGCUUCCAACCUCAACAAUGAAGGCACCAUCCAAGCCAGCCGAGUCGACGUGGCUCCUCAAACAACGGUCGAAGACGCAAAUGAAAGCGACAGUGACGCUCCGUUGGUCAAAGUUCGCCGAAGCACUAGAGCCAGAACGCAGAGGGAAGACAUCUACACUCUGUCUGAGAGUUCUCCCAGUCGGCCAAAAGCUCCUCGUCGCCGAAGACGCCGCAAAGGCUCUGAUGACUCAUCAAGCGAAGACUCAGCAAUCGACGACGACGGCAUACUUGAGCCAGAUACCCAACAAACAUCUGUCGAUCGCGAAGCGGAAUUGUACGUACAAGGCCUUUGCGAUGUAGUGGAUGUCUUGAUCGACAACCUACGACCUACUGAGGAGCAGCUCAAAGAAGACGAUUUCCUUGAUGAAGAGGUCAGUGGUGAUGAGGAUUGGAACGGAGAUGAUGAAAUGCCUGGUGAUAAUGGGUAUGCUUGGUAA